Messenger RNA from Triticum dicoccoides, 1161 nucleotides. Its product is annotated as F-box/LRR-repeat protein At2g43260-like. The transcript has a single exon. Lineage: Eukaryota; Viridiplantae; Streptophyta; Magnoliopsida; Poales; Poaceae. Gene Ontology annotation, molecular function: protein binding. The record is from RefSeq and is a predicted model, not a curated record. Bases 1 to 1161 code for a protein of 386 amino acids.
AUGCAAGGGAGCCGCAGCGCGACCGUCUUCGACGACCUACCGGAGUGGGUGGUCGUCCACGAGAUCCUCGUCCGGCUGCCUGUCAAAGACGUACUCCGCUGCCACGCGGUCCGCAGGUCGUGGCGGUGCGGCACUUCCACCGACGCCUUCAUCCUCGACCACCACCGCCACCAGCCCUCGCUCCCCAUCAUCAAUCACGGGAAGGGCAUCUCCCGCGUCGUCAGAACCUCCGGUGAUGAUCUGAAGAUACGGCCCGUCCUUCGGCACGAAUACGACGUCAUUGUACACCGCGCCACCUGUGGUGGCCUCCUCAUUCUGUCGCAACAAGAACAAUCCAAUUUCUACGUCUGCAACCCGGCCACCCGCAAGUGUGUGUCCCUGCCACAUCCUCCACGACGACCACACUUCCUGGUCAGCGUAGCCGGGUUCUACCGGCAUCACACAUCUGGAGAACACCGAGUGCUUUGGGUGUCAUACCCCUGGUCGUACACGCUGCUCGAUGGGAGCGACGUAGCAAUUGAGUCGCUUGAGUACUUCGUCCUCAUGGUCGGAUCGGAUCAGCCAAGAAGCAUCCAGUGGCCGACAGUUCCAGAACAAAGGUUUAUUCCUGAUAAUUGGUUCUACCAUUGCCGAGCAGUGCACCAUCGUGGUAGCCUGCAUUGGGCAAUGGGUCUCAACAUAACGGUAUUUGACACAAUAGCCGAGACAUUCCGGCAGAUGAGCCGCCCAACACAAUUGGGCGAUAUGGUGUCAUUGAUGGAUAUGGGUGGUGCCCUAGCAUUGUGCCGCACGUCCUCUGAGUGUGUCACUACUUUAGAUGUUUGGGUGUUGCAGGACUACGAUGCUGAAACUUGGGGCUUUUUGUACCAGAUUAACUUGUCAGUGAUGGAGGCAUCACUACCACUUGAUUUGCAAAUCAAAUAUGUUCGUAGCAUGGCUGUGAUGAACGAGCGUGAGUUGUCGGUUCAGAAUCGUCGUAGCCGUAUAUUACACUGUGAUAUUGAUGGCGUGUUUUUAGGAAAUGUGGAAAGUGAAGAGCAUGAAAACCACUGGACACUUAGUUGGCAUCGCCUCCAAGAGAGCAUGAUUUCACUUCCAUUGUUUGAGACGCAAAAACAAGAAGCUGUGAACAAGGAGCCUCUGUUCUCUAUUGUGCUAUGA